Molecule: messenger RNA, 537 nt
Organism: Pistacia vera
Lineage: Eukaryota; Viridiplantae; Streptophyta; Magnoliopsida; Sapindales; Anacardiaceae
Product: protein HEADING DATE 3A-like
Exons: 4
Coding region: 1-537 (178 amino acids)
Source: RefSeq, a predicted model, not a curated record
AUGUCUAAGGAAGUUAGUAAUUCCAAUAGAGAUCCUCUUUGUGUUGGGAGGGUAAUUGGAGAUGUUCUUGACGAUUUUACUAGGUCAGUUACUCUUAAUGUUAGCUAUGGAAACAGGGUUGUCAACAAUGGUGUUGACCUCAAGCCCUCUGUUGUUGCCAAUCAACCUAGGGUUGACAUUGGUGGAACUGAUCUCAGGACCUUCUACUCUUUGGUAUGCCUUGGACCUGAUGCACCCAGUCCUAGUAAUCCAAAUCUUAGAGAAUACUUGCAUUGGUUGGUGACUAAUAUUCCAGGAACUACUGGGGCUACCUUUGGUCAAGAGAUUGUGGAUUAUGAGAGCCCAAAACCAACGGUGGGGAUUCACAGGGUUAUAUUUGUGUUGUUCAAGCAACUGGAAAGGCAAACUGUGUAUGUACCAGGGUGGCGCCAGAACUUCAUCACCAGAGACUUUGCUGAGCUUUACAAUCUUGGAUCUCCUGUGGCUGCUGUUUACUUCAAUUGCCAGAAGGAAACUGGCUGUGGAGGAAGAAGAUGA